Messenger RNA from Diversispora eburnea, 288 nucleotides. The record is from the annotation of a GenBank genome assembly. Lineage: Eukaryota; Fungi; Glomeromycota; Glomeromycetes; Diversisporales; Diversisporaceae.
AUGUCAAUGAAUCCCUGUAAUCAUCGAAUUAUUGUUCCCGACUGCAACCAAAAGCUAUUUGAAAAAAUAGCACUCUCAAACUCUCGCCUUGCUCAAAUGAACCUUAUCGAAGAUGGGGAAUUAUUGGGCAAGUUCGCAACUGGUGUCGUGCCAACAGAAAUUUGGGGAAUUUUUGGUGGCUCUCAAAUAAGCCCUGAUUCAUCCGUUGUACUUUCAUGGGACGCCUUCCAAAGUAAUAGUGAACCAGGAGGAUACCCACAAAUCGCGCCAAACUUUAUUAUAGAAUAA